Micropterus dolomieu (smallmouth bass) is the source of this 2996-nucleotide messenger RNA. RefSeq names its product fibronectin type III domain containing 7a (gene fndc7a). Gene Ontology annotation, molecular function: protein binding. The record is from RefSeq and is a predicted model, not a curated record. Bases 1 to 2304 code for a protein of 767 amino acids. NCBI's taxonomy places the organism in Eukaryota, Metazoa, Chordata, Actinopteri, Centrarchiformes, Centrarchidae. The transcript has 13 exons.
AUGACGGUGCAGUGGAGUGGCCAAACUGUUCGGUGGCAGCACCGUGAUGGGCUCAGUCAAUUCCCUGUCGCCAAACACAGUUUACACCAUGCAGCUAGAAGCUAUGGACAAUGCACUCAAUGUCCUCAGCAGCGCAGAGACAGAGGAGACAACAGGUCAGUAACAGCAGCAAGGACAGCUCCUGACGUCCCCAGCAUUAAACAGGCCUACUCCAAACACAGCGACAGCAUCACUGUGGAGUUCACAGAGGUUUCAGGGGCAACUAGCUACAUCCUGAGGGCAGAGUCGGAGGUUGGUAAUUUCUUCUCUGAGACCGUGGUGACCGGCUCCCCGGGUACUGUGGUGCAGCUCCAGCCCUACACAGUCUACAGCAUGAGUGUCAUGUCUGUCAACUCUGGGGGGAGGAGUCAGCCCUCAUACCCCGUCAAUGCUCGAACAGUGAUAAAGGCACCCACAUUGAACACCACCUCCCCUAACAAUGGCACCAUCAUUGUGACUUGGACCCCGGUUGAGCACGCCGUCCUCUACACGCUCUGCCUUAUCCAAGAGGGCUCCAGCUCCCGCUUCAAACUGAACACCACUGACACCAUAGUGACCUUUAAUAACCUUGAAGCAGGGACUAACUACUUUAUCAAGGGCACAGCCUGGGACUCUGAUGGUCGAGCUGGAGACGACCUCACUGUCAGUCAGAUCACACGUCCUGGCAGCCCAGAUGUGACCCUCGUCCAGGUGACUCAGGGUCGAUCUCUUGGUGUUGCUGUGUACUGGGAGUUAGCGCAAGGAGCUGACAACUACAUAGCUUGGACCACUAAUGGCCAAAACUGUACUUCAGCAGCUAAUAGUAACUGUUUUAUUGCACCUGUGGAGUGUGGCCAGAACCACUCUGUCUCUGUCAUAGCUUUUAACCAAGCAGGUCCCAGCAGACCCUCGCAACCAAUAGACUACAUUACAUAUCCCUGUCCCCCAGAGAACAUCUGGGUGGAGGAACCCAAAGCAGGCAACUGCUCUGUGGUGUGGGAUAAGGUGCCACUGGUGGAGUUCUACAUGGCCUUCAUAAAGAGGGACGACGGGACAGAGAAGUCAUGUAACACCACUGGAACCACUUGCCCAUUUUUCUGCAUGUGUGGCUACACCUACCUCACCACUGUCUUCCCCUACAACCAGGCCGGCUCCAGCCCUGUCGCUCCUGUUCGCAAUUACACCACCAUUCCUUGUUGCCCACAGGAUGUUACCAUAAACCUAGUUUCUACAGAGACCCUGGAGAUCAUGUGGUCACCAGUCAAAGGGGCCGAGUUAUAUGAGACAACAGCAGCACAGACUAAUGAUGUCAUCCACUGUAAUGACACGGCACCCGUGUGUGCGCUGUCUGAUUUGAAGUGCAACACAGCUUAUUCUGUGACUGUCACACCAUGCAGCGACUUACGAGGAUGCAACCUUACCUGCACACCACAAACACGUGAGACAGCUCCGUGUGCCCCGGAGAUCCUGAGUAUGACACAAACCAACAGCUCCAUAUACCGUGUCCUCUUCACUACCCCCAACACCCUCAACACAAAUUAUACCAUCACUGCCAUCGGACGCUAUGACAUACACACUUGCAACGCGAGAAAUAACUCCUGUGAGCUCACACAGCUGCCCUGUGGGUCAACCUAUGAGGUCACGGCAGUGGCCACCACAUCUGUGGGGAGAAGUCUACCUGGAUACAGUAAACCUUUGGAAACAGGUCCUUGCUGCCCCGUGUCUAUUAAUGUCACCCAGGUCACCCAGGCUAUGACCAACGUGACCUGGGCACCUGGUGGAGGAGCUCGCUCCUACAUCACCACCCUGAUGUCCUCACGCGGCUACGCCAAGUGUCACACCCUGGACACCCACUGCCUGAUGGGAUGCAUCACCUGUGGCACCACCUACAGCGUCAUCCUGGAAGCCAUCAGCAGCACAGGAUACAAGUCAGAGUGCAGAUAUCGUGGAUUCUCAUCAAGUGCCUGUUGUCCAACAAAUGUCAAGCUCUAUCGCAGGGCCAACCAGUCCCUCAGGGUGUACUGGCUCUCUUUGGGCCCUCAGAUUCAGAACCACACAGUAGAGCUGUAUGGGACAGGAGCCAACUACUCCUGUAUCGCAGCUCCCGGCAACAUGUACUGUGAUAUCCAGGAGGAAACAUGUGGGGACGUCUACACAGUAGUGGCCACACCAGUUGGACAAAAUGGGAUCAAAGUCAGCUUUUGUCAACCCAGGACAUACUCGGUUCCCUGCCCAGGAAUUAAUAUUGGCAUGGUGAUCUCUCGUGGAAAACGAAGUGUGGAUUAAUUGUGUGAACAUCUGCCAUCACCAUCAACUACCCAAAAUGGACAGAGGAAUGUGUGUACACCAACGGCAACCAUAAAGAUCCAAUAUACCCAGAUGAAAUAUCACUCUUAUUUAGGGCUAGGGUAUCUCUGCUGUAAGCUGUAUAGAGUCUGACAAACUGUUUCCUCUGAACAAAAAAUGCAUAAAUAAAAGCUAAAUUACACUAAAUUAAAACAAUGAAAUAUAUAAAAGGGGGGUUUAACUGUUAACAUUUAUCCAAUGUAUUUGAAUGAUAUUCUCCAUAUUGCAACUUGUCAUAGCAGACUGCAUGUUAUUUUAAUUUCUGCUUUGCAAUUCCUCAUGUUUAAUCAAUUCAGUUACCCUUUCAUGUUGAGCCUUGAUGUAACCUCAACAUGUAAUGACAUCUAGUAAAAAUUAAAAAGAAACAGGAAUAGAAACUUUACAGUGAAAGCCCACAUAUAUGUAUCAUGGCAAUAUCCAUUUUAAGACAAAAUACAUUUAAAAUACUUCUCCAAGUAAAAGACCUCCAUAGGGCAGUCGUAUGACAUGUCUCUGAGUUGUAAAGCUGCUUAAAAGUAGGACAGCAGGUAUCCAUCUCGUUAGCCUGGAGUCAUGCUCAGCAUGUCCUGUGGAUGAUACGUCUGAUCAGAUUGCUGGAGAUAAUUUCAAUGUUAACUCUGCUUUCAUUGAAU